UAUGUCAAGACACUAAGGUGUUUAUAAUAUGAUUAAGCAUGGAGCUUAUAAUGAUGAUGAAUAUGAGGAUGUAGAUGACGGUAACUAAUAAGAUGAUGAUGAAUAAUAUGGAGAUCAUAAUUUCACCAGAAGUAAUUUUAAGUUAAUUAUAUUUUAAAGGUGAAUUGGAAGUCAUUAACAAUUUGUAUGAUAUAUUCCAACUUGAUUUUACUCGUAAAUAGAUUAUUGAUGCAUUAUAUGAAACUGAUGGAGAUCAUGAUGCUGCAUUUGAAUAUUUAAGUAAUAAGAUUAAAAAGACCCAAAAAUAAUAAUAGCCUCAGAAACCUUAAGCUCCUAAAAAAUAACAAUAACUAAUUUAAGCAGUUAAGAAAGAGGAGUAACCUUAACCAUUGCCUUAAUUAAUAAAAUAAUCAAAUAGUACUGACAAAUCAAAGAAUCAAUUUCAUAUUGAAUACAAUGUUGAUGAAUUCAAUUCACCUUAUCCAAGCAUUAAAUAUAAGAAUGUCAUUUAAAGCAAUCCUUCUACUAGCAUUGUUAUUUUAGGUCAUGUAGACACAGGUAAAAGUACAUUGACAGGAAAGUUACUCUAAAUAUUUAAAGCUCUGGAUGAGAAAGAAUUAAGGAAAAAUUAAAAGGAAGCUAAGAAUUUUGGAAAGGAUUCUUCUGCUCUUGCCUAUGCUACUGAUAUGACUAAAGAAGAGAAAGAAAAGGGUGUAACAAUGGAUAUGGCUUAUAAAACUAUAGUAAUUGGAGGCAGACAAUAUAAUCUAUUAGAUUCACCAGGACAUUAAGAUUUUGCACCACAUUUAAUAGUAGGAGCAGCAUAAGCAGAUUAUGCUAUUUUAGUAAUUGAUACAACAAAAAAUGCAUUUGAAAAUAGUAUAAAGAGUGGUAUGUUAAGAGAAAAAUUACAAUUAAUAAAUGCAAUGUUAAUUAAACAAAUUAUAGUUGCUUUGAAUAAAAUGGACUAGAUUGAUUGGGAUUAAAAAUAGUUUUAGGAAGCCAAAGAGUACAUUAAAACAUCAGCAGCUAAAUUAGGUUAUAAUCAAAAUCAAAUCAAAUUUAUACCAAUCUCUGCAUUUCAAGGUUUAAAUAUAUAAAAUAAACAUAAUAUUUAAUGGUAUUAAGGAUAAACUUUAGUUUAAGAAAUACUAAAUUUAUCUCCUAUUUAAAGAAGAGAAGAUUAAGUAAUUCUUGUUUAAAUUUUUAUUAGCCAGUCAGAUUCACUAUUCUAAAUAGAUUUCAAUAAAGUGAAGGUAAAUUAAGAGGAACAUGUUUAUUAGGUAAAUUACAUUCAGGAUAAUUGGAGAAAAAUAUAAAUUAUGUAAUAUUACCAUAAGGAAUCUUCUGUGAAGUGAAGGAUGUUGAAAGAUAGAGUAUGGAAGGAGAUAUUGUAGAAAUAAAGAUUAAAACACUUAUUGAUUCAGAAUUCUAAAAUAUCACUAUUGGAUCUGUGUUGAGUUCAAUUGAAUAUCAUGUUCCAGUUGCAAAUAAAUUGGUAUGUUAAAUUAGUACUCUUGAUCUUCAAACUCCAAUUAUAAGAGGAUCUCAAUAUUUGAUGCAUUUAGGUGCUCAGAAAGUAAUAAUUAUAUUAUAUUUUAAGGUUGGAGUUGUUGUUAAAAAGUUAAAUCAUAUUUAUAAUGAUGAUACUCAAACUAUUAAGAAGAAAUUCCCAAGGGCUAUUGUAUCUAAUGAAUUAGCUGAAGUUGAAUUAGAAUGUGAUGGUUUAGUAUGUGUAGAAACAUAUACAAAUUUAGAACAAUUAAGUCGAAUAAUAAUGAGAGAAAAAUUUAAUAUUGUAGCUAUAGGAAAGGUUACUAUUAUUAAUGUAAAUUUAAAUAAGUUGAAAUAAGGAAAGAUUAUUCAUGAAUAGUAAAUUUGA
Molecule: messenger RNA, 1882 nt
Organism: Paramecium pentaurelia
Lineage: Eukaryota; Ciliophora; Oligohymenophorea; Peniculida; Parameciidae
Source: the annotation of a GenBank genome assembly